Vespa mandarinia (Asian giant hornet) is the source of this 1946-nucleotide messenger RNA. RefSeq names its product cytochrome P450 4C1-like. The record is from RefSeq and is a predicted model, not a curated record. NCBI's taxonomy places the organism in Eukaryota, Metazoa, Arthropoda, Insecta, Hymenoptera, Vespidae. Gene Ontology annotation, molecular function: heme binding; monooxygenase activity; iron ion binding.
CCGUCCUCACUUUCUAUUAAGACACGAGGAUAGUAAGAGUUGUACUGUGUAAACGGAGUGUUUGUAAAUCACAAAAAUUAUUACUACAAUCAUUAGACUACUUCUAUUUUAAUUAAACUAUUUCUAUAGCUUUCAAUAGCUGCAAAUCACUGUAAUAAAAUUCACCGUAAUAUUAAUUAUUAUUACAAUAAUACUUGUUGACUUAUUCUACAAAAUAUAACAAUACAUUUUAAAUAAAUUACAUUUACUACAAUAUAAUACGAUCAAGAGUAUCCCGGUUCCGAAAGCAUACCCAAUAAUUGGAAAUGCUCAUCUGUUUAUUGGCGAUAACGAAGAUAUAGCCCAACAUUUCAUAAAUAUUGUUUAAAAUUAUCAUUCAUUGUGGCAUAUAUGGCUAGGCACGAAAUUACUUGUAAUCGUACAUAAUUCAGAAUAUAUCAAGAAGGUAUUAAAUAACUCAAAUAUUAAUGAGAAAAGCGAGGGGUAUAAAUAUAUGAAAUCGAUUAUCGGCAAUAGAUUGUUUUCUGCUUCAGCAAAAUUGUGGAAUCAUCAUAGAAAAAUAUUAAAUGAAGUCUUUCUUAAAAAAUAUCUAAUGUCCCAUAUGGAUGUAUUCGUUAAUCAUUUUGUCGCUUUAAUGGAAAAGUUGGAAACUUUAGUUGGAGAAGAAAUAGACAUUUGCCAUUACGCUUUUCGCUGUACAUUGGACAUAAUAUAUGAUUGUCUGCAUCAAACUCCACUAAAUUCGCAGACCGAUGAGAAUUCCAAACUAGAUAUAUCUAUUCAUUGUUUGAUGGAUAUAGCUGCGCGAAGGAUAUUCAAAACAUGGUCACAUCCGAAUAUAAUUUUUUGUAAUACUGCUAUGGGGAGGAAAUUUCAAAUAUGUUCAUCCUACCUGAAUAACGUUACAAGGAAUGUAUAUUUAAAAGAUACAUUUCGUUAAUCCAUCUUAUCUGUUUUUAACAAUUUAAAAUUUAAGUAUUAUAUUGUCUUUAUAAAUACAUAUAAUUUUUUAUUUGGAAAGAGAAUCAAAGAUAAAAAGUGAUCUAUGUUAAGAAGCGUAAUUAAAUAAGAUUUGAUUAGGUCUUACUUCGAUAUAUCCCAGAUUAUGUACGAUUACAAGUAAUUUCGUGCCUAGCCAUAUACGCCACAAUGAAUGAUAAUUUUAACCAAUAUUUAUGAAAUGUUGGGAUAUAUCUAAAAAAAAUAAUUAUAAAUGAAAACUGGGUAAAGCGUUUAAAUAUAAAACAUAACAAUUGCAAAUAUACCUUCGUUAUCGCCAAUAAACAGAUGAGCAUUUCCAAUUAUUGGACAUGCUUUCGGAACCGGGAUACUCUUGAUCGUAUUAUAUUGUAGUAAAUGUAAUUUAUUUAAAAUGUAUUGUUAUAUUUUGUAGAAUAAGUCAACUAGUAUUAUUGUAAUAAUAAUUAAUAUUACGGUGAAUUUUAUUACAGUGAUUUGCAGCUAUUGAAAGCUAUAGAAAUAGUUUAAUUAAAAUAGAAGUAGUCUAAUGAUUGUAGUAAUAAUUUUUGUGAUUUACAAACACUCCGUUUACACAGUACAACUCUUACUAUCCUCGUGUCUUAAUAGAAAGUAAGGACGGAAGAUGACAACGAGGAAUAUUCAUAUAAUACGCAGUACGGACUAUGCUCACGUGAUCAGAGCUUACAUAAGAAAAUUCUUAUUCGAUUAGGCGAGAAGAAAAUAGGAGGGGAUUCAAAAAUGAAUUAUCUCUUCCUUAUCGCCUCCUCUUACUUUCACAAAAAAUGCUAUAACUGAACAUCGUUUUAUAAACCGAUUGUUAAUUAAUUCUUCAUUAGAAUUGAGAAUAUGUCAUAAAUUAAACGAAUAUGUUAUGAAAAUCAUCUUUUCUGUUAGCUUGAUAUUUGCAUGUAUAUUUCUACUUUAAUUUCUAAUUUUGGCGUAAUAAACAGUAAUUAUAAUGUUCA